AUCCCCAAACCGCCGGCAUUCCCGACGGGAAACCUGCCCGGGACUGGUUUCUUCUUACUUUUUCCCUCUUUUCCCUCAGUAAGAGCAGAAAGUGCAGCUGAAGAAUUUGGGGCUGGAAGCCAAGCAUGCCAGGGAUGAGCUCGCAGGCCUGCAGCUCCCGGUGCUUGGGAUUACAGCGCUGACUGCGGAGUAAGCACCCCUGGGACUGGUCCGGAGCAGUUGGGUGCUGCAGAGCCCAUUGGACACCUCUUCACACUGCUCCCUGCAAGUCACUGGUAGCAGCAGCGAGAUCCCAGCGCCCAGGAAUGAGAAACCUCCACCCCUGAAGACCCCAGCUUUGGGUUUGACGUUGUGCCGAGCCCCUGCCCUCAUCCUGGUCGUGCCUGCCCAUGAUGGCGUUGUGUCUCAAGCAAGUCUUCAACAAAGACAAAACGUUUCGACCCCGAAAGAAGUUUGAGCCGGGCACCCAGCGCUUCGAGCUGUACAAGAAAGCCCAGGCCUCCCUCAAGUCUGGCCUGGACCUGAAAUCAGUGGUGCAGCUGCCUCCCGGUGAGAGCAUCAACGACUGGAUCGCGGUGCACGUGGUGGACUUCUUCAACCGCAUCAACCUCAUCUACGGCACCAUGUCGGAGUACUGCACGGAAAAGAGCUGCCCCAUCAUGUCUGGUGGACUCAAGUACGAGUACAGGUGGCAGGAUGAUAGCAAAUACAAGAAGCCAACCAAGGUGUCGGCUCCGCAGUACAUGUGUAUGCUGAUGGACUGGAUCGAGAUGCUCAUUAACAACGAGGACAUCUUCCCCACCAGGAUAGGUGUUCCCUUCCCCAAGCAGUUCCAGCAAGUUUGCACUAAGAUCCUCACCCGGCUCUUCCGUGUCUUUGUCCAUGUCUACAUCCACCACUUUGACAGCAUCAUCAACAUGGGUGCUGAGGCUCACGUCAACACCUGCUACAAGCACUUUUACUACUUCAUCAGGGAGUUCAGCCUCGUUGACCAUCGGGAGCUGGAGCCUUUGAAAGAAAUGACAGAACGAAUUUGCCACUGAAGCAUUUUGGCAAGCAAACUCAGCUGGCUCAUUUGGAGUCCGAUGGGACAAGACACCCUGUGGUGGGAGAACUCUUCCUGAGGACUCACUCUGGGCAUUUCAACUCAAUGAACUAUGAAGACUGCAGAAGAGCCUCUUCAAACCACAGCCAAAGCCUAAGCUUGCAAAGCAUCUCUGGACAGAGAUUUUGGGGUUUUUUUUAUACAUCCCAGCCUCUGUUGUAUGGCUCCUGCCUUAGAAAGCCACUGACUUACUGGAGAACAAGGCAAGUUUGGUUGACGUUUGCACACUCUGGUUUCUACGACUCAAUCCCACAUCUGCUAGCAUCCCCUCAGCUACCUUUCCUCUUGUUUUGUCCUCAGCUACACUGAUCUCCAGACGUUUUAUCAGUGAUUCCUGCCCUGUGGGCAGGUGUGACCUUGGCUACCGAGUAAUGCCUGUAACCAUUCCCACAUGCAGUGGGUUUGUGAUAACAUCUGAGAUCAGCUCUGCAAAGCUGGUGACAUUUGAUCCAAGCUGCCUUCAUGUGGUUAGUUGCUGAUGUACCAUUUUAAACCACAAGCUAUGAAUGUCUCUCAUUCUGCCCUAAUUCAUGCUUUACCAAAGGGACCAUUUUUCCUUGCAAGGGAUUUUUCAUGUUUGGCAGAGGGACUUCAUGAUGUUCUAAGAUGCAUCCAACACUGCCUGGACUAGUGGCAAGGUGGCCCAAUGACUGACGAGGUGAACUAGUCCACUCUUCAGUGUGAUCAGCACAGAGAGAAAGACUCAGAAAGUGGAGGAAGCUGUUGCCAGAAAACAUCAUUUUCAACAUGUCAGCAUUUCCUGACAUGUCUUGGCUCAAGAUCAGCAGAUGCUGGCUGCAGAAACUGAUGUUUUUCCAUUUGCCAAAUCUAUAGGAUAGUAAAUCAGGUGGAGAAGGACUUUGAGACACCUAA
Messenger RNA from Strigops habroptila (Kakapo), 1978 nucleotides. RefSeq names its product MOB kinase activator 3C (gene MOB3C). Bases 390 to 1043 code for a protein of 217 amino acids. Gene Ontology annotation, molecular function: protein kinase activator activity. The transcript is spliced from 5 exons. Lineage: Eukaryota; Metazoa; Chordata; Aves; Psittaciformes; Psittacidae. The record is from RefSeq and is a predicted model, not a curated record. Gene Ontology annotation, biological process: positive regulation of protein phosphorylation; signal transduction. Gene Ontology annotation, cellular component: nucleus; cytoplasm.